UCUUUUUACAUUAAAAUGUUAUUUUCUGAAACAGAAAAAGCAAGUAUCAUAAUUCAUUUUGCUGAAUCAAAAUCUAUUAUGCAAACAAGACGAAGAUUUUUUAGAGAAUUUAAUAAAACAGCACCGACAUACAAGACAAUAAUGAAGUGGUUUAACAUUUUCAAAAAUAAUGGAUCACUAGCCCAAAAAAAAAAACGAAAUAUCGGCAAUGAUAAUCAUUUACAUGAUACCAUUGGUGUAUACGAGUUUGUUACUAGAUCUCCCAAGUCAUCUAUCAGAAAAAUAGCGUCACAUUUUAAUAUAAGUAGAUCCAAAGUUCAUUGAAUCUUACAAGCACUGAAACUGAAAUUCAAUUACACCAAAAAAUAAAAACGUCUAUAUGUGUGAGACGUUAUUGGACUUGAAAAGAAAUAAUCCUGAGCUCCUUUUAAUAAUGUCUGAUGAAGCAAGUUUCCAUGUUAAUGGAGCCCUCAAUGGACACAAUUGUAGAAUUUGGAGUGAAGAGAUACCACAUGAAUUUUAUGAAAGUGUAAGAGACUCUCCUAAAGUGAAUGUUUGGUGUGCUGUGAGUAAAUACAUGAACCUCAAUAUAAAGUGACUUUUUUGAUUUGUUGUUGCAAACUUGACAGUUGUUUAAAAAUACAUGUGGUGAUUUGGUUGGCUCCUCUUCUACCUUCGGCCUCAUGCCACAUGAAGCAAGUUACAUCCCUUGUUGUCGUUUCAUGGAAAGUUAGGUUAAACGUCCACAGUUGGCGUUUAUAGAAUGCCACCGACGUAUUUAAGUAGGGUGUUUGCAGACACUGUUGGAAGUCAAAUGCGUAACACUUAAUGGUAUUGUCCUCCUAAGCACGUUAUUUGUCUUCUCGCUUUUUAGUAUAUACCAAAUCUGCCUCAUCUUGAUGUUUAGUUUUCUCAUCUUGUAUAGACUUUAACUUAUCUUCUGACUUUGCUACUUUCUUUCAUAUAAAGUAAAAGUAUAUCACACUUGUGACAAGUAUCUGAUUUUGGCCCUUUAAAUGAAAUGUUGAAUGUUUUAAACUUAUGCUCAUAAAUUGAUUUAGAGGCAUGGUGAAAACACUAUUACCUACUUAAACUUUAGGUGAGAAAAAAAUCAAACUAAAUAAGUAGAGCUCACAUACCUAAGGGUGACAAGACAAGACUGAUAAUAAUAAAAGCCAACAUAAAAAAAAGUCUCAAUAGUACAAGUCAGCGGUCUGCUAUCUAACCAACAGUGAGAAACAUGG
This is a messenger RNA of Psylliodes chrysocephalus, 1244 nucleotides long. Lineage: Eukaryota; Metazoa; Arthropoda; Insecta; Coleoptera; Chrysomelidae. The record is from the annotation of a GenBank genome assembly.